Messenger RNA from Diatraea saccharalis (sugarcane borer), 4089 nucleotides. The record is from the annotation of a GenBank genome assembly. Lineage: Eukaryota; Metazoa; Arthropoda; Insecta; Lepidoptera; Crambidae.
ACAAUUUCUAUUUUCAGACUCGUCAUAAUAGCCUUUAUUGCGCUCGGCUCUACCGAAAGCAUCUAAUGUGUCCUUUUCUUUUGUUGCAGGUCCAAAAGUGACACAAUGGAGGAACGCUUUUUGAGAUUGUUCCUCGCAUUGAGUUCAAUUGCAGCGACAUUCGCCGGAGAUUUCACAUCCAACUGCCCACAAGAAUGCAAAUGUGUCUGGGUCAGCGGUAAUAAACAAGCGGAUUGCUCCAAAUCCCACUUCGAAGAGAUCCCAAAAACGCUUAACCCAGACAUACAAAAUCUAGAUCUCUCAAACAACAAAUUAUACGAAAUAACGAGAUACGCUUUCGAAGAUGCCCAACUGAUUAAUCUUAAGAAACUGAUCCUUAGAGAAUGCAAUCUUAAGACGAUCCAUAAAAACGGCUUGAGUGGUCUUGCAAUAAUGAUCGAAUUGGAUUUAUCUAAAAACGAAUUGAAAACAUUGCACGCCGAGACUUUUAAAGAAACUACGAAAAUUAGAUGGAUUUUAUUGAACGACAACCAAUUAGAGAAAUUGGAAGACGGUCUAUUUAACAAUCUGCCCUUUUUACAGAAAGUGGAAUUGAGUAAUAAUCGUAUUGUCGAGAUAGGAAUGAAGACUUUCGUCAAUGUACCGAAGCUAAAUACUUUAAGUUUGGAUGGCAAUAGAUUGGAAAGGCUAAAGAUGGAUACUUUGACUGCGUUGACAUCUUUAUCUAACUUAGACGUACACGAUAACCCUUGGCGUUGCGAUUGCUAUCUCCAACCUUUUAGAAACUGGGUUAUCAGUAAGCAUCUGUAUACUUCGCCUAUAUCUUGCACUGAACCAGCCAAAGUACACGGAAAAAUGUGGAAAGAAUUAGAUUCUAGCGAUUUCGCUUGUCGACCAAGCAUCGUAUAUCCGUCGACUAGUACAACACUUCGCUCUGCUGAUAAUAACAUUACCCUGUCUUGUCAAGUUAACGGCAAUCCUCUUCCCGAAGUAAAUUGGGUAUUGAGCUCCCAAAUAAUCGAUGGUUCUUACAAAUAUCAAGGAGAAUUCAAAUACUAUUUAUCUGAAAGUAAUUACGAGAAUAGUAAAUGGGUUAAUUUAACUAUAAUCGAUGCCGGUACUACUGAUAAUGGAGAAUACCUCUGCGUUGCUAAAAACCCCGGCGGAGUUGAAGAGCGCAACGUCACAUUAGUAGUUAUGCAUACAGUACAUGACCCUAUAGUUCCAACUGGAAUGGAUAAUAAUAUGUUACCUGUUCUAAUAGGAGUGUCGUGUACAGCCGCAAUUUUGUUAAUAAUUCUAGUCAUUUUGUGUUACUGUUGUUGCAAAAAACGAGGUUCUGACAAAAAGGCAGCUGACACGUCGAACGGAGAAGCACUUAUUGAGGGUUCAGUUAUACCAGAAAUGGAGAAGAGUUUGAUAACGGCCGUCAAUCCUGUAACUAAACCUCCAAGAAGAUACGAUGUUCCACCAUCUAUAAUGAGCGGUGCCACUGAGAUGUCAGAAUUGAAUAAGACAUUGCUGGACAAUGAUUCUGUAUUUGCCCACAACGAAGAUGAAAAGCGCUCUUUAGACUUUGAACAUCCAUCAAAAAGAUCACAGGAUACAUUGAAUGUCGAGUAUGGCCGAACUCCAGAUUUAUUGAUCUCAUUCCCACCAAGAGCAGCUCAGAUCUCCCCCGCAGCGAGCAACGCUUCCACUGUACCUGAUACAACGAGGCUACCAGCUCAACUGAAUCCAGUUAGUCCUAUUCAUUCUCCGAUCCAACCGAUCUAUGGUAUGACUAAUAAUCAAAACUUUAGAACUUUACCUUAUUCACGUUCACAAUCUCCAUUCAUUGCGCCUAUCACGCCUCCUGUAAUAACACCCAGACAAGGUUAUGUGACAAUUCCAAGAAGACCGAGAGUUCCUAGUUGGUCCAGCACAGCUAGCACCCAAAUUCUUCCUAGCGCUGAGGCACAAGAACCGUUGUACGACAAUCUAGGAUUACGGACAACAGCCGAUGGAAGCUCUGUACUAUCUUUAAACAAGGCGGGACUAGAAGGACAAUUUUCACCGAUGAGAAACAGACCACUUCCAGCUACACCUACUGCAUAUCCUACUCCGCAUCAAGUGUACUACGCGCCAAUUGAAGAACAAGAACCCUCGCCGUCUCCCGUUCAUCAAUAUAUGACUAAUCCCAGAAACAGCAUCUCCUCUCAAUUGUCCAAUCAGCUCGCUACCCCAGGUCCUCAGGAACCUCUUAGUCCUCGCAUGAGCUGGACUGCAAAAAAUACGUCAACGCCUCAAGCCGAACCAAGAAAAGCUUUGUUCAGUACAGGUUCCGAUACUCAGUCUCAUGUAUCUGAUAGUAGCACUUUGAGCAGGCGAGGAAAACCUGAAACUGGAUCAUUGAGAAGAAACCCGAAAAUGGAUAAUGGAGAAACAACUCCAACCUCUCCUAGCAAAAGUUCGCCAAUUAAAGAAGAUACAAGGAAAAAUGACGCAAAUGCCUCUUUGAAUCAAUCGGGGACGUUAGGGCGCAGUGGAAAGAUACCUCCAAGGCCUCCGCCUAAGCCUAAGAAGAAGCCUCCAACGGAGGUCAAUUCUAGUGAACCUUUGUUUGAAGAUGAAGGGGAAGAUGGCACAGAGGUUUAAAUAAAUCAAGCGGAACUUUGAGGUUAGAGAUACCUAACCAUAUAGGUGCCAAGCUCGUAGUUACGUCACAAACAGUGAUAUCAGUGAACUAAGACGAUGUGCAUUCGAAAUUCGAUUUCUCUUUGCGGUGCUCGUGUAAAUAUCGAUCGUGCUAGAUUUUAUACCUAUUGCGUACAAUUAAAAUCCCAUGGACCAUUUUAAGAGUUUUAUGUAAGCAUUUAUUGUAAUUAGCGUACAUAUUUAGUUACUACAGCAAUGUACCCUUGAUUUUCAUGUUUUAAGUAUUUAUUAAAAUUAUGUAGUUAUUAUUUUUAAGACAUGUGGAAAAGCUCUUUGCUUGCCGUUCGUUUUGCAGUGUUUAAGACUGAUUGUUCAAAAUUUGACAGUAUCAUUUGACAUUCCCUUGUGACAAUCGAUUCGACGUAUGAUUCCAUUUGAACUUUCCAUAAUUUUGCUAGAAUGAGUUCACUAACGCUAGAAUAUUUGUGAAGACUGAUGAUCGUUAGUCGCUUUUUGACUAUUGAUUACGUCAAUAGUUGUUUAAGCGUUAUAGUUGGUUUCAUUAUAUCUAAUCUUCAUCACGUAUUUUGUCUCUACACGAUGCAUUAAUGUAUUAUUACUUUAUAUUUACUUAAUUUUAUACAAUUCUUCAUUCAAAACAUUAAGGAAAGAUAACUGUUCCACGAAUUCAAAAACUUGAUUUUUCGCUUCUUCUUUGUGAAGAUACUUUGUCAAUGAUUUGUUUAACAGAGUUUAAAAUUUACAGGUUCAAAGAAAAUGUCUCGUGUAUAGACUCAAAUAAAAUGUAGAUUUUGACAAAUCUUUUGACCAAAUGAUAAUCAUAUCAACAAGUACAUCCAAAUAAGUGCUGAAGACAUUCAAAUUGUCAAAUGCCUAGUCGAAAUCUAGACAUCGAUCAUUCACUAAAAUAUUUAACUUCGCCUAUUCUAAGUUAAUAUCAUUUUAGUUUUAAACCCUGAGGCUGUUUUGUUUUGCCGUUUGAAAUUUACACAACCAUUGUAAAUCUAAACAUAAUUAAAUAAGACAUCCAAAUCAUUUUGUGAUCGAACCGCAUAUAGUUCCUAAACAUUUUAAGUUGCUGAACCAACACUGACUAUUUGGGGUGUUGUUUCAAUAGUUUAAGUGAGUACCAUUUAUGUUUCUGCCACCUUUGGUGCUUGUUUUACGAACAUUUUUAAUGUAAUAUUAUUUAUUGCAACUAUUUUAGUUAUUAUUAUUGUAACAUGAGGAAGUACAGUGAUUAAUGAACUUGAUGUUCGUUAUGUAGUUAUAUUUUGCAUACUAUUAUGUGCUUGGUGGUUACUUUCUCUCAAAAUGUACAAUGUAUUCAAUUUUUACAAUGUUUACUGUAGAAAUCCAGUUUUAUAGUUGUAAGUGCUGUGUAUAUAGAAUCAUUAUUAUUAAAAGUGAUUAAAGCUAUAUUUCAAUAUA